CUUCUAGGUAGCAUUCACACCUGCCACUCCUCCCUUCUGCUUGCCUGCUCCCUAUUCCUCAUCACUUCUGACAUUCCCGCAAGGUCGAGCUCGUACGGCCAUUAGCCUCUGUGCUCGCGCAACCUUCUGCUUCCACGCUCUCCUCGUCCUAGAGCCGCCGCCAUGAGGAAGCAGCUGGAUCCGCGGAUCCAGACGCUGAUCCGCACCAAUGUGGCCACGCACCAUCGCUCCUUCUUCGUCUUGGUCGGUGAUCGAGCUCGCGACCAGGUCAUCAACUUGCAUCUCCUCCUCUCACAAGCUCGUCAUACUGCUCGUCCGAAUGUGCUGUGGUGUUACAAGAAGGACCUAGGUUUCACCACUCACAGGAAGAAGCGCGAAGCCAAGAUCAAGAGGGAUAUCAAGAGGGGCAUCAGGGAAAAGGGUGACAGUCAAGAUCCCUUUGAGCUCUUUGUGGGGACUACCGACAUCAGGUAUUGCUACUACAAGGACACCCCCAAGAUUCUAGGAAGGACGUUCGGCAUGCUCAUCCUGCAAGACUUUGAGGCCAUGACGCCCAACAUGCUCGCCAGGACAAUCGAGACUGUAGAAGGUGGUGGAAUUGUCGUAUUGAUGCUAAGAACGAUGAGCAGUCUGCGUCAGCUAUACUCUGUUGGUAUGGAUGUCCACUCCAAGUAUCGCUCGACAAUGGACCCAUCAGAGCCAGUGGCACGCUUCAAUGAGCGCUUCCUGCUCUCUCUAGGCGCAAAUCCGGAUACUCUCUUCCUCGAUGACGAGCUCAACGUGCUUCCUCUCAGCCGAGGCAAGGACAUCAAAGCAGGCGAGGAUCUGCCUUCGACCUCCAACCCAGACACUGUUGCGUUGACGAAGCUGAAGGAGGAAGUCGGAGAGGAAGGCGUUGGCGUCACUGAGCUCGUCAAGUCUUGCAAGACGCUCGACCAGGCCAAAUCGCUCUUGACGAUCCUUGAUAUCCUAUCGUCAUCUUCUUUGUCAUCUACCGUCUCCCUCACUGCUGCUCGCGGCAGGGGAAAAUCAGCUUUGCUCGGCCUAGCCAUGGCGGCUUCGAUUGCUCACGGCUACUCGAACAUCUUCGUUACUUCUCCCUCUCCAGAGAACCUCAAGACCCUCUUCGAGUUCUUGUUCAAAGGUCUCGAUGUUCUUGGGUACGAGGAAGUUUCUGACUGGUCUCUACAGCGAGGCACAGGAGAAUGGAAGGACGUUGUCGUGAGGGUCAAUGUGUUCCGCAAUUCGAGACAGACCAUCCAAUACAUCGACCCUGCGGAUUCGCACGUCCUCGGGCAAGCUGAGCUCGUCGUGAUCGAUGAAGCUGCUGCCAUCCCCCUGCCAUUGGUGAGGAAAUUGAUCGGACCUUACCUUGUCUUCCUCAGCAGUACGAUCAAUGGGUACGAAGGAACAGGUAGGAGCCUUUCCCUCAAGCUCAUUCAGCAGCUCAGAGAGAGCGCAAGCAAAGGCCAAGCCAUCAAGGCUGGACAGGAUGACGAGGAGGCACUGACUGUCGCAAGUACGAGUAAGAAGGGCCUUGACUCUUCUGCGCCCCCUUCAAACAGUGCGACUACACUGCGUACGCUCAAGGAGAUCACCUUGAACGAGCCCAUCAGGUACUCCCGGGGGGACAACAUUGAAUCGUGGCUUAAUCAGCUGCUCUGCCUUGAUGCUUCGCUGGCAAGUACAUCGUCCAAAAGACCGCCUACCUCUCCACAUCCUUCCAAAUGCGAUCUCUUCUUGGUCAACCGCGAUGCCCUCUUCUCCUACCACCCAGCCUCGGAGCUCUUCCUGCAGAAGAUGAUGGCGCUCUAUGUCUCGAGCCACUACAAGAACUCUCCGAAUGAUCUGCAGUUGAUGUCAGAUGCUCCUUCGCAUAGGCUCUUUGUCCUCUUGGGUCCUCCUUCUGAAGGAGGUGGACUUCCCGAACCUCUUGCGGUCUUGCAGGUUUCCCUAGAGGGUAACAUUGCUCGGCAGUCUGUCCUCUCCUCUCUGUCUCGAGGAGAGCGCUCGUCCGGCGACCUCAUCCCAUGGACGCUGUCGCAGCAGUUCCAAGACUUUGACUUUGCGUCUCUCAACGGAGUACGCGUGGUACGCCUGGCAGUCAAUCCACAAUAUGCUCAAAGCGGAUACGGCAGCAGAGCGAUCGAGUGUCUGAGGAGCUACUUUGCUGGUGAACUGGCAGACGAAGACGCCAUCGCCGAGCGGGAAGCGAAGGCGCUUUCAAGUGGCGAAGAAAGCUUCUCUGCCAUCGCUGCUAGGUCUUCGAAGACUGCUGGUGGGGACAGCCUACAGUCCGAGACCAUUGCUCUCCGCGAUGCCGCCCGUAUGCCUGCUCUGCUACAGCGCCUCUCAGACCGCAGGCCGGAGCAGAUCGACUGGCUGGGUGUCUCAUUUGGCCUCACGCCGCCGCUGUUCAGAUUCUGGAAGAAGAAUGGCUAUACACCCCUCUACAUUCGUCAGACCGCGAAUGACCUGACGGGAGAGUACACUACGGUCAUGUUGCGUGGUCUCACCCCUUCUGCAUCAGGCUCAGGUGACCUUGCCUGGCUUGGCGAAUUCGCAAAGGACUUCCGCAGACGUUUCAAUAGCCUUCUCAGCUUCAGAUUCAGGGACUUUGCUGCUAGCUCAGCGUUAAGUAUCCUCGAAGCCGCCACUUCUGGUGUUCGUGCCACGGCCACCGCAGAGGCGGACGAGAAUGACAUUCUGACCGCUCAAGAAAUCCACCACUUGCUCACUCCGUUUGACCUCAAGCGGCUCGAGGCAUUCGGGAACAACAUGCUGGACUACUCGGUCGUAUUGGAUCUCUUCCCACCUCUUGCAUCCCUCUAUUUUGCAGGCAGGAUCCGCUCCAGCGAUGAGGAUGGAGAUGCUUCUGGUGCAGCAGGCGUGCCAUCGCAGCCAGAAGCAGAGCUGCCUAUCCUCAAGCUCUCAGCACUGCAGGCGGCGUUGCUCCUUUCCAUUGGUCUGCAGCGUAAGGAUCCAUCGGACGUAGCUGGUGCCGAAUUUGGCCUGCCCGUACAGCAAGGAGUAGCACUGCUAGCCAAGGGGGUGCGUCGCAUUCUCCUCUGCCUGCGCAGGGUUGAGAGGAGAGAAGUAGGUCAGGGCGUUAUACUGGAGCAAGAAGCGGCAAGACGCGCUGCGCCUGCAUCAAACAAGCUUGGCAGGAAGAUCGGUAUGAGUAUUGAGGAGGAGCUGGAAGAGGCUGGCAGACAAGAGAGUAUCAGGAGGAAAGCUGCCGAGCAGCAAGCUCGACCUCUCACCGCGAUAGAGGCAGAGGACGAGGACGACGAGGAAGACGAAGACAUGGACCUCACGGCUGCUUCGGCAUCCCUGCUUCCUGCUUCGGCCCCGCCAGCAGCAGCAGGGCUAGACGCGUCCGAUCUAUCGGCAUUUGACGUCUCUUCUCUCCCUGCUGGAGGGUGGGAGGAAGCCGAAGCCCGAGUCAGAGCACUCCAGCGCGCCCGUGAAGAAGGUCGGAGCGAGGAAGAAAUCAAGAGGCUCAGUACGGUCGUGAGUGUGAGGAAAGCAGGUGAAGAGAGUGGGGGUCACCGGGAGCGGACUGGCAGUGGGGCGAAUGGCGCUGGGAAGAAACGAAAGGACGCUCGAGGGGGAGGUGACGGUCGAUCUAAGAAGGGCCGCAAGUAGCCAGUUGUACUGUUCUAGCUAUCGAAGACCAAAGUUUUGCUCUGUC
Microstroma glucosiphilum is the source of this 3694-nucleotide messenger RNA. Its product is annotated as DUF699-domain-containing protein. The transcript has a single exon. Gene Ontology annotation, molecular function: 18S rRNA cytidine N-acetyltransferase activity; ATP binding; tRNA binding. Bases 163 to 3648 code for a protein of 1161 amino acids. Gene Ontology annotation, cellular component: nucleolus; 90S preribosome. Gene Ontology annotation, biological process: rRNA acetylation involved in maturation of SSU-rRNA. NCBI's taxonomy places the organism in Eukaryota, Fungi, Basidiomycota, Exobasidiomycetes, Microstromatales, Microstromataceae. The record is from RefSeq and is a predicted model, not a curated record.